Messenger RNA from Pieris rapae (cabbage white), 1302 nucleotides. RefSeq names its product 17-beta-hydroxysteroid dehydrogenase 14-like. The record is from RefSeq and is a predicted model, not a curated record. Bases 70 to 813 code for a protein of 247 amino acids. Lineage: Eukaryota; Metazoa; Arthropoda; Insecta; Lepidoptera; Pieridae. The transcript has a single exon.
UGUUUUACUGUUCAGUCGUCAGUGUGCUGCGUAAGAUUGUCGAAGUCGCACGUAUUAACUUUUAGUGCAAUGAGUUUUAACGAGAAAGUCGUGAUAGUGACGGGCGCGAGUUCUGGUAUAGGAGCCGCAAUCGCUGAGAAAUUUAGCAGCGAAGGAGCUCGAGUAGUAAUGGUUGGUCGGAAUGAGAGCAAAUUAAAUGCCGUGGCCGCCAGAUGCAAAAAUCCUCUUAUUGUCAAAGCAGAAUUAGGCAAGGAGGAAGACAUAGUACGAAUUAUCGACGAAACCAUCAAGGAAUUUGGUAAAAUUGAUAUUUUGGUAAACAACGCUGGAACAUCUACCAUGGGAAGCAUUUUACUGGGUGAUAUAUUAAAGUCAUACGACGAAGUAAUGAACGUCAACUUUAAGGCUAUUGUGCACUUGACUAAAUUAGCCGCUCCACAUUUAAUUGCUACCAAAGGUAAUAUUAUUAAUAUAUCCAGUAUUGGCGCCGAUAGGACAACCUCCGUACCGGCUUUGAUGAUGUACUCGUGUUCCAAAGCUGCAUUAAACCAUUUCUCAAAGGAUGUUGCCCUCGAGUUAUCGCCUCAUAAAGUGAGGGUCAAUGUAAUAAGCCCUGGACCAGUUCGUACCGAUAUUCUGGAAAAUACUGGCACACCCAUUCCGUGGGAGGCUUUCCAGCAGAAGACAGCGCUGGAUAGAAUAUCUGAGCCAGAAGAAAUAGCAGAUCUCGCUUUGUUCCUUGCUAGUGAGAAGGCUAAGGGAAUAACUGGUUCUAUAUAUGUUACAGACAAUGGAAUGUCAUUAAAGAACUAAUACAUUAUGUUAUGUAAACAACAGUCCAUCAUUAUAUCACGAAUAAAUAUUUAUCAUUAGCGGAUUUACAAAGUAUAAAUUAUUCAACAAUUCUUCAGAUGUUUUGCCAUUAAAUUAUUUAUUGUCUGCGCGCGUAGUCAUACAAUUUUUUAAUUAUAUAUCAGCCUAUCUUAAGGAUUAUUUUUUUAUUUAUAUGAGAUUAAUAGAUUAGAUAUACGUGAGUUAUCUUCUAGAUUACUCCAUUAUUAUGUACAAAAACUGGUAAAUUAUAUAACAAAAAAUUAAAUGGUUUUCUCAAUUCUAUAAUCGUUUAUGCCUUAAAGAUCGAUUUUAAGACCUCAUCUUCCUGUCACUGUACAAAGUUCCACCGUUCCUUAUUCUACAGUGUACACGCUGCUAGGGUUAUCUUUGUUCCUUUGGUAUAAUUUGAAAGAUUUGUGUAUGUUUGUAACAAAUUGGUUUGAAUUAAAAAUUGUAUCACCAUUUGAA